This is a messenger RNA of Capsaspora owczarzaki ATCC 30864, 1791 nucleotides long. RefSeq lists its product as hypothetical. Lineage: Eukaryota; Filasterea; Ministeriida; Capsasporidae. The coding region runs from base 1 to 1791 and encodes 596 amino acids. The transcript has a single exon. The record is from RefSeq and is a predicted model, not a curated record.
AUGUCGUCGACGUCCUUAUGGCUCGCUGCUGGAAGCUCGAUCGAGUCGCAGGACGGCAGCGUUCAGGUCACGCAUCGUGCACAGCCGCCGCGACGCGCCUCGUCCAUCUCCAGGCGCGUCAUCCGGUCCCGCAAAACCGCCAUUCCUGCAUCGCCCUUGUACGUGUUUGAUCGGACUGUCGGCUUUUGGGGCCUGCUGAACUCGUGCGGCGAGGAGCGGGAAGAAACGGCGUCCCACAUUUCCGAAGCGUCGUCACAGCGAGCCUCUCGACGGCCACCCGUGCGACACGCAUCGACUGCCGCUGAUGGGAGGCCCGUGCUCAGGGCGAGUCUCCUUCACGCGCAGCGCAUGAGUAUGGUUGACAACGGCACGCGCGACUUUGCACGCGACCAGCUCCCGCCACACUCGGGUGGACAGCCCCGACCACUCUUGGAGGACGAAGCUGAUUCUGAAGGCCAUCGCGACCAACAGCGUCUGUUGCGAGGUUCUGCGUCAUACAAUGUUUUCCCUGCCGCUCAGGAUGAGCCCCGCGACACUUUUACAGCCAACCAUGAAGCUCCGGGUUUGCCAAUCACUGAUGCUGAAUCCGAGCCACUAUCGUUCAUCGACCGACGUGCUUUGUCCAUGAUGAUGCAGGGAGACUCUGGUACUGCCAUGGCUGCUGGAAGUGCCCCAAAGCAGCUCAAAGCAACAAAACAGCGUGUGCUACACGGCUCUGCAUCGUACACCGCCUUCCCGGCAGGCCCCGGCCUCCCAGGAUCGGCGCAGCCGAUCGUCAACGACCUGAACUCGAAUGCUGAGCUUGAUGUUCAACGCGGAGCUGACCGUCCUGGAUCGGCCACGUCCACAUCGGCAGCCGUGUCGGAAAGUUCGAGCCGUCCGCCUUGGCAAUGGCCCGAGGCUGCACCGACACCCAGCGAGCCUAGUGCCCCGACACCUCUCGUCACUGCGGGGCAAAUGAGCUCUGCAACGACAGGCGUGCGCAACAGCCCUUCGCAGUCCUCGCUUGGGGAGUUGAUUGACCGACGUAGCUCGAGCCCUCGGCGCUCGUCGUACGUCCCAUCGGUGCAAAUGACGUUUAUGGACGAUGCCUACCUGCUGAUGGAGGCGCUCGAAGAGCUGCUACGCGGGAACAAUAUUCCGUUUUCAGAGGUGGAUGCGUUUCGAGUGGUCGUCCAGCCUGCCCCUCGCGUCAGCCUGGAUGUCGAGGUGUGCCAGCUGCCCACCUCCUUGUACGCCGUGCGCUUUUCACGACUCUUUGGCGAGACCAACCAGUUCAAGUUGUGGUGCACCUACAUUUUAAAUCUGCUCGCGGCACGUUGGCGCGAACAAGGCCGCGCAAGCGCACUUCCUGCCCGAUGGUCUGCUGCGGAUCGAGUGCCUCCAGUUCCCACGGUCGGCUAUCCGACGGCGCAAACCCUCAGCGAUCUUGGCGCACCCGAGCGUUUGCUCGUUCAGAGCACCUCAACAGACAAGGCAGGCUUGAACGCCGAUGGUGAUGAGACGACAUUGACGAAGAGUGAUUCGGCGUCCAGCACGAUUAGUGCGUCGAGUGCUGUUGGCACAUUGACGCCCACCAUCUCGCCCGCCGCUGCCCGCACUCCGCGCGUGGCGUUGAUCUCACCUCGCCACACCUCGGUCAUUCUUGCGUCGAGCCCAAUCAUCGACGUCGUCGACAGUCGUGAUGUGUCCCAGCCCGAAUCUGCCUCUCAUUCUCCCUCACCCCAUACCUCCUCAUUCCUCGUUGCGCCCAACGAGCAUCGUCGAGCGCACUCCGAGUCGUCAGUUUAA